AUGUUACAACGCGUCGAGAAUAAUUUACAAGAUAUUUUAUGUGCAGUCGAAACAUUGACAAGAUAUUUAUCAAGAAUAAAAAAUGAUGAAUAUUUUAAAAUAUUUUUUGAAAGUAUUCGUGCUGAAGCAAAAUUUCUGACGGACGAACCAUCACUACCACGAAUACGAAAACCACCAGCAAGAUAUGCUGAUUCAUUACCACUACCAAUAUUCCAUGAGACAAUCUAUGAUUUCUAUCAUCAUGAAUAUCUUGAUGUCAUUGAUAAAAUUAUAAAUUUACUUGAUUCUCGCUUUAAACAAUCAGUUUUUCCAUUGUUAUGCAAAGUUGAACGUUUUAUUAUUUCAAAAGCUAAUGGUGCAACAGAUGGUGAUGAUCCAGUAGUUUUAAACGAUAUCAAUGAAUUUUUAAUUGAAGAUAUUGACGUUGAACGAUUACAGCGUGAAUUAAUAAUGCUACCUGAUUUCUUUGCUAGUGUAUGUGGUGAAAAAAACAUAAAU
Didymodactylos carnosus is the source of this 498-nucleotide messenger RNA. NCBI's taxonomy places the organism in Eukaryota, Metazoa, Rotifera, Eurotatoria, Philodinida, Philodinidae. The record is from the annotation of a GenBank genome assembly.